Carassius auratus (goldfish) is the source of this 489-nucleotide messenger RNA. Its product is annotated as nucleolar RNA helicase 2-like. Bases 103 to 351 code for a protein of 82 amino acids. The transcript is spliced from 2 exons. Gene Ontology annotation, molecular function: ATP binding; helicase activity; RNA binding. The record is from RefSeq and is a predicted model, not a curated record. NCBI's taxonomy places the organism in Eukaryota, Metazoa, Chordata, Actinopteri, Cypriniformes, Cyprinidae.
UUAUUAUUUAUUAUUAUUAUUAUUAUUAAUAUAUGAUUAUAUUGUGUUUUCAUACAGUAUAUCACUGAGACAGAGGAUCUCUGUUUUAGGGCUUCAUUUCUAAUGUGUCCUGAGCUUUGUUUGUCUCAGGGUGUGUGUUUCGACGUCCCGGCCAGCAAAGUGAAAGAGAUCCAGGACAAAUGGCAGGACGGCAAGCGCUGGCAGCUGAGCGAGGCCACAGAGCUCCCUGAGAUGUCCGUCGGAUUCGGCUGUGGACGAGGACACUGCUCAUUUGGCUUCAAAGGCAAUAACAGUUUGGGAGGUAGAAGAGGACCAGGAGGUCCUCAGAAACAGCUUCAGCCAGUUCUUUAGUUACUGAUGUGGACUCUGAUGGUCUGGCAGACUGUCUAGUUUUAGUUUUUUUUUACUGCCGUUUCGCUCUUUAAUCGGCCAUUAAGUACCAUGAAAUAUGCAAUUGCUUUAACUUGCAGUUGUGUUAUUUAUACAACU